CAACCAACAAGUCAUUUUCCAGCUCGUGACUGAGGACAUUUGAGUAAAUGCAUCAACCAGCGUCUUCUUUCGCGUAUUACACUAGCGUCUUCUUCAACCAGCAUCGUCCUUGAACACCAGAUUUCGCACUGAAUUUGUGUAAAUAUUGCUACGCUUUCUACUCUUCCGAAUUAGAGUAAGACUCGCUUAUUCUUCAGAGUUUGGAAAUUAGGGCUCUCGAAUCGCUUAUUCUGAAGUUGGAGUGUAGAUUGCAGCUCUCUUAUCUUCCAACAACUUCAGAUUCAUCCUACUUAAGAAGUUCCUGCCUCUCUCGAAGGAAUCGAAGCCUAAUUCUCCUACGCGGUUCACAACAGAGUUCUUCAUUCUACCCACCACAGGAAAGAAAUUCUGAAUACCAUGGUAAGGGUGAAGAAAAUCGCUACCAAGCAAGGUGCCGGAUCAUCUGCUUUGACGAUGCUAGUGCCGCCGAAGAAGUGUAAGCGGACGAAAAAUUCCAAAUCUGGUUCUGCUCCUUCAGCACGGAAGCCUCAUCGCUUUAAGCCCGGAACUGUUGCUCUCCGAGAGAUCCGGAAGGCCCAGAAAUCAUGCAAUUUUCUUAUUCCUAAAGCCCCAUUUGUCAGGCUUACUAAGGAGUUAAGCAUCUUUUAUUCACCGGAUGUGAAACGCUGGCAAGCAGAUGCUCUUCAUGCACUUCAGGAGGCGGCUGAGUCGUAUUUGGUGGAACUCUUAGGACAUGCGCAGCUGUGUGCUAUUCACGCUAAGCGCGUCACACUUAGGAAGACUGACUUUCAACUUGCCAGGCGCUUGACAGGGAAAGGUCAACCUUGGUGAUAGAUUUUCUGUAUAGAUUUGUCUGGACAUGUUUUGGUUACCAGUUCCAGAUUGUUGAAUAUAGGUCUUGGUUUGAUUUUUCAAACAUUUAAACUUACAUCACAUAUACUUUCUUUGUAAUAUUUGUGCUGAAUAUGCUUUCAAUUUUGCAAUUGUUACAAGUUUUUGUUGCUAUAUUUUAUUUUUAUUUUUCCAUUCAUUUGAAAUUUAAUUUAAGUGCUCAUAUAGUUUGCCUUAAAAAUUUGUUGUUUUAAACAAUUAGUUUCUAGAUAAAAUCUCAUUAGGAAUUGUUA
This is a messenger RNA of Cuscuta epithymum, 1124 nucleotides long. Lineage: Eukaryota; Viridiplantae; Streptophyta; Magnoliopsida; Solanales; Convolvulaceae. The record is from the annotation of a GenBank genome assembly.